Molecule: messenger RNA, 1290 nt
Organism: Neltuma alba
Lineage: Eukaryota; Viridiplantae; Streptophyta; Magnoliopsida; Fabales; Fabaceae
Product: zinc finger BED domain-containing protein RICESLEEPER 2-like
Exons: 3
Coding region: 1-1290 (429 amino acids)
Molecular function (GO): DNA binding; protein dimerization activity
Source: RefSeq, a predicted model, not a curated record
AUGAUUUGUGGAGGUGACUACCUUCAUCUUAGAUGUUCUGCACAUAUACUUAACUUGGUGGUUAAUGAUGGGUUAAAGGAGUUAAAGAACAGCUUUGAUUCAAUCCGCAAUGCAGUUAAAUAUGUUCGUUCUUCUCCAGCUCGUCUCCAAAAGUUCAAGAAUAUUGCUGAAUUAGAGAAAGUGGACACCACCAGCCUUGUUUGUCUUGAUGUUAAUACUCGGUGGAAUUCAACAUAUUUGAUGUUGGAAUCUGCUUUGAAAUUUCAAAAGGCUUUUGAACGGUUGGAAGAUGAAGAUGAUGAUUAUGAGGCAUACUUUGCUAGAGGUUCCAGGAAUGAAGGCCCUCCUAAAGCUAGUGAUUGGAAUAAGGCAAGAAUGUUUCUUAAAUUCUUGAAGGUGUUCUAUGACAUAACUCUAAUGUUUUCAAGUUCACUAGAUGUCACUUCUAACACUUGUUUCCACCAAAUUGCUCUAAUUCAUGAGUUGUUGGAAGAGAACAUUGUGAAUGCCGAUCCUUUACUUAUGGAGAUGUCCCUUAGCAUGAGAAGUAAAUAUGAAAAAUAUUGGGGUCAAACAGAGAACAUGAAUCCUUUGCUCAUUGUUGCUGUGAUUUUGGAUCCUCGCUACAAGCUUGCUUAUGUAUAUCAUAUUUUUGAUCAGCUUUUUCAUGAUGUGGAAGUUUGCAUGGCCAUGAAAAUUAAGAUUAGAGAUGUUUUGUAUCGCAUGUUUGAUGAGUAUUCUGUGGGGCAAGCAACUAGUAGUACUUCAAGCAAUGUUUCUUCUGUACCCCCAAGAUCAUCAACAUCAACGAUGCUACAAGGCCAAGGCAGUAGAGAUCCAGGUCGCAGAUGGUUGGCAUCCCAGAAAGAAAAAAGCUCCUCAGACCCACAAUCUGAAUUAGAUAGAUAUCUUUCAUCUUCUUCAGCCGAUGAUACCCCUGUUGAUGAUGAUUUUGAUAUAUUAGCAUGGUGGAGAGUCAAUUCUAGUAAAUAUAAAAUACUUUCUAGGAUGGCACGUGAUAUCUUGGCUGUGCCAGUGUCUACAGUGGCCUCUGAAUCAGCCUUUAGCACUGGAGGACGUAUAGUGGACUCUUAUAGGAGUUCACUAUCACCAACAAUGACUGAAGCACUUAUCUGUGCCCAAAAUUGGCUACUCCCUGGGAGAUCUCUCUCUGAAUUUACAUCCAUGCUUCAAGAGUUUGAUAACUUUCAGGAAACAGAGGGUGUGGUGAAGACUGAUUAUUCCAGUGUUACUGAUGUUGGAGAGGAUGUUGAUCUUUUGGUUAGUUAG